Lacerta agilis (Sand lizard) is the source of this 1445-nucleotide messenger RNA. RefSeq names its product tRNA methyltransferase 10B (gene TRMT10B). NCBI's taxonomy places the organism in Eukaryota, Metazoa, Chordata, Lepidosauria, Squamata, Lacertidae. The transcript has 9 exons. The record is from RefSeq and is a predicted model, not a curated record. Gene Ontology annotation, molecular function: tRNA binding. Bases 172 to 1131 code for a protein of 319 amino acids. Gene Ontology annotation, cellular component: nucleus; nucleoplasm. Gene Ontology annotation, biological process: tRNA N1-guanine methylation.
GUUCAAAGCGACCUGCACGUUUUCAAGGAAACAGCUCCCACCAAGGCGCCUUUAACUGCCUUAUAUUUGCAAUUAAAUUGACUCCGAAGCAGAGAAGAGGAGCCUAUUCAGCAUCUUGUUAUUUAGUCUCCGAGGGAGCUCCCCAAAUUGACCUGCAAGGGCAUAGCAAAAAUGAUGACCUGCCCUGAGUAUGCAAGCGAGGCGAGUGCUUGUGGAGACCAGCAGGAUCAGUUUGAGAAGCAUGGGGUUGUUUUCCGGGAAAGUGGCGACGGGGAAAACCUCUGGGACACCUUUGGGCUUCUGCAGAUUGAUGUGGGAUGUGAAAGCCCCAGGGACCGGUUGGCAGAAAACAAGAAUUGGUGUUCGAGAAACGUUUUAAGGAAACAGAGGCACUGGGAGAAGAUAAUUUCAGCAAAAAAGAGCAAAAGGAAAUAUGAGCGAGAGCGGCGUAAAGCUAAGCACGCAGAAGGAAAAGAUGCUGUUCCCCAGCUCAGCAAGCGGGAUUUGAAAGUGAUUGCAAAAGAGCGCCUUCUGGAGGCCAAGGAAUCGGGCCCUCGGCUGUGUAUCGAUUUGAGCAUGACCGUUCACAUGACCAAGAAGGAAACUAGCCGGCUUGCUGCUCAGAUAAGGCGGCUCUAUGGGUCAAACAAGAAAGCUCAAGCCCCCUUCUGGAUCUACCUCACAGGGUUUGUGAAAAACAGCCCAAUUUACGAAGCAUGCCAGAGGAUGAAUGAUGGAUUUUCCAGUUAUUUUAUGGAUGUUACUCCAGAAAGUUACCUUGACCUGUUUCCUUUAGAAAGAAUUGUGUACCUCACUCCAGACUCCGAGAACGCUCUUGAGGAAGUCGACCCGCAAAAAGUGUACAUCCUUGGAGGGUUGGUGGACGAAAGCAUCAAAAAGAGACUCACCUUCCAAAGAGCCCAGGAAGAACAUCUGCAAACAGCACGGCUGCCAAUCCAAGAGUACAUGGUAAAGAACGUCAAUGCAAAGAAUUAUCACUCCACAACAUUGGCCAUCAAUCAAGUGCUUGAUGCCUUGUCAACUUUCUACGAGACCAAGAGCUGGGAGGAAGCCCUCAAAGCUGCAGUUUCUCCUGGAAAAGGAUACAUUCUCCGAGACACAGGACAGUGAUGGGCGGAAUCGGCGUGCAAAAGUGGGAGAGAAGUUGAUAAUGAGGCGGCUAGGUUAGGACCUGUCUUCAGUGACCCUCACCUGCUGAACUGAUCCCCACUUCUCUGGAGCUAAACAGUUGUGGGGCUAAACAGUUGCUUGUUCUUGUUGAAUCUGUGUUAGGAGAGGGGGUUAAAAUACCCUUUAACUUCUUUAAUAUUACUGUUAGCGACCAAUGGCGAGAACAUUUUUUCCUUGGGUAAACAGGGCAUUUGUUCUGAGAGCUGCUUCUUUUUUUAGCGGGAAAGCGUUUAAUAAAUUUAUUUAAUAAACAA